AUGUCUUCUUUUUUUUGGCAAAAGCAGCCGAUUAAACUGGACAUGGAAUCAAACUCUGUUGACGACCAGUAUGAAUGGUGUGAAAGUUUAAUGCGCACAUGGAGUCAAGACCAUACUUUAAAAAAUGAAUCAAAUUCCAGUGAAGACUAUACAAACGUUUGGAAGAUCUAUAGAAAUAUUACUGACAUUAAUGAGCAAAUCAUGAAAAUGUAUACAGCCAAUGAUUUUUUUAUGCAGUUUAAUGCAGAAGUGAGUACAGGAAGGACAAAUUAUAUGAAAGAUUUUCCUUAUAAAGCCUUUCAUUACCUGCUCACACGUGCUGUACAGAAGUUUCAACUAAACGAAUGCACAGAAGUUUUUCGCAGAGUCGACAUUUCAUUUGUUACGAACGUUACAGGCCGGGAAAUGCGAUUCAGCAGGUUUGCAUCGACUUCAUUAAAGACAGACUUGUAUGAUUUCGGCAAUGCGUCAUGUUUUCAAAUCUACACAUGCUUUGGUGCCAACAUAGACAGCUUUUCACUGUACCCUGAGGAGCAAGAGGUGCUCAUCCCACCUUAUGAAACAUUUAAAAUUACAAAUGUUACUGAAAACCAUGAAAGCUGUGAUGUUCUUUACACACUCCAGAGCACUGGAAGAUUUAGCAAAAUGAACUGUCACAAAUGA
Trichomycterus rosablanca is the source of this 663-nucleotide messenger RNA. Its product is annotated as NAD(P)(+)--arginine ADP-ribosyltransferase 2-like. NCBI's taxonomy places the organism in Eukaryota, Metazoa, Chordata, Actinopteri, Siluriformes, Trichomycteridae. Gene Ontology annotation, molecular function: NAD+-protein-arginine ADP-ribosyltransferase activity; NAD+ poly-ADP-ribosyltransferase activity. The record is from RefSeq and is a predicted model, not a curated record.